UGUACGCAAACAUGCAACGAAAGCGGAUAAAGGACCACUAUAGCCAUAAUAUUUCAAUUGCCUCAAGUUUCGUACCUUCUAAGUUAUUUACAAGAGGGUUAACGAUGAAAAAAUUGUUAAAAUGGAUGAUUGUGGUCAUAGUACUUUUUGUGAUUUAUUCAAUAUAUCAAAAGACAGCGGUAUCAAAACAAAAUCACAAUAACAAAGAAACUUCAUGGGCAGAGAGGCAAACUAUUGCAGACGACAAAGAAGAAUACAUUCCAAAAGAUACGCUUGAUAGAAGAGUGAAGGAAGAAAUCAACAAAGUGUUUGAAGACUUUAAAAGAAAACAAGAAUUGGAACACAAAGGGUUAAAAGCUGAUAACGUCAAUAAUUUAAACAAUGUUCCUGUAAAUAACAACAAACUCACAAUAGUAGACGAAGAAUCCGAUGACGCUAAACCAGCCAAAAAAGUGGACGAAGAAAUAUUAGGUGAUGACAGAGAUGAUGAAAAACCUGCGUCAGAUGGCGGUAAGGACGUUGGUGAUCACUUCGAGGAGAUCGUAGAGGGAGCCUUUGAUAUGAUAAACAUUGAUGAAGAAAAGAAGGAGUUGAAAGUGGAAAGAGAAAUUGAAGAACGUCUUGCAGAGGUUAUUAAAGAUGCAGCUAACGAAGCCGCAGAUGAAGUAGACGAGGAAACAGAACAAGAAAAAUUAAAGGAGAACCCACAACGGGAUUUGGUGGAGCCUGUUAUUGCAGCGGACAUCUUGGAAAAGAAAGAAUACAAAGUGGCAGUGGAUGAAAUGGAUCGACAACUGAAUCCGGCUGAGGUACAACGCAUUAACGACAAUGCGGCUGUUGAUACCCGACGCCAUGACGACGACCAUGAGAUACCGCCGUUCGUUACAGCUGUCCGUCAGACACAGAUCAAGGAAGUGACGCAACUGGUGGCGUCCAUCCAGCAUAGUCUUCCUGGGCGUAAGAUUUACGUUUACGACCUUGACCUUACCACGGAGCAAAAGAAACAUAUGAUGUCAUACUGCAGUGUGCGCAUGCGCCUGUUUAUGAAGAAACUAUUCCCGACGUAUGUUUCUAAUCUUGACAAUCUUCACUGGAAACCACUUAUUAUACAGACUGCUCUUGCUGAAUUUGGUCACAUCAUUUGGGUCAACCCGAACUUUCGACUGGGAACACAGGAGUUGGCUCCCUUGCUACACGAUUCACACGAAAGAGGAAUCAUGGCGAUAGGACAGACAGCCAGCUAUACAACUUACUCUGCAACGCAUCCGAAAAUGUUGGAGUUUAUUCCAGCUGACAAGAAAAAGUUAUCGUUUCAUCCACAUCUUGAAAUUCGAGCCCUCAUCAUACAUAAUACACCCGAGGUACAUGAGCGUGUAAUGAAGAUGUUCACCGCAUGCGCACUUGAAGAAAACUGUUUGGCGCCACCUGGAUCGAAAUGGCAGUGCAAGUUUGACUUUACUGGAAGAAAACCAGCGGAUUGCCAUAGAUAUGACGAAUCUGCUUUGAAUAUUUUGCUGAAGAAUUGGUUUAACUUUGACCUGUCGCAGUUUUCCAGAGGAAACAAUUAUUUCAGACCGUAUGACAUAAACUAUAAACCAAAGUUAAAAAUAUGCCGUGAUGCAAAUGACAUUCGGGAUAACGAAUUGUAAAUGCUUUUCUUCUGAGUGUUAUGUAAUUUGUUUAUUGAAAUUUUUGAUGCUAGGCACUUCAGUUGUCACAUUUAAACGGACACGUUUGUUGUGUGUUUCCGAAAUUUGUUUACAUCAAUGGAAACGUCUUAACGGCUUUUAAGUCGGAAUUAAUGGCAUUGAUUUAAAAACAUGUUUUUUUCUAUAUUAACAAUUUCGUUGACAGCUACUUUUAAGACUUUUGUUCUAAAUUUCAACGGAUGUUGUCGGCUCCACGAUUUUAUUAUGCAAAUUCCCUAGCAUCUUGCCGAUUACGGCUUUGUGUGAUUUCUUUUUUAAAGGCCACAUAUAAUAUAUCGCUUUAAUAAUAAAAACUUAAUGCAAUUGCCGCAGAAAUAUGUCCCCUGUACAGCGCGUUUUAUCAACUCAACAAGUAGGCACGGAAUGCAAGGGGAAAUUUCACCACAGUUAUUUUCAUUGACAAUGUAAAACAGCAUUACACGAUGUUGAAUUGCAAUAUUUAAAGAUUUACUCGUUGCAAUUUUUCAAUAAGUGUCAUGCAUAAAAAAACUAUGGAAAGGAAACAUUGGACACUUAUUUUAGAAUGCGUGUAAUCGGUUAUAAACAGAAUGUUGUUUUUUUAAGAAAAUAAGGCAAAUAAAUAGAGUGGAGUAUAA
Dreissena polymorpha is the source of this 2305-nucleotide messenger RNA. RefSeq lists its product as uncharacterized. Lineage: Eukaryota; Metazoa; Mollusca; Bivalvia; Myida; Dreissenidae. Bases 12 to 1649 code for a protein of 545 amino acids. The record is from RefSeq and is a predicted model, not a curated record. The transcript is spliced from 7 exons.